AUGCAUCUCUCCCUGACCUUUCUCUUCUUACUAACAACUCCUUUCCCUUCUAUUUACGCGACAAAUGAUGAGACAAAAAACUCCACCAAACCAACUAACCAUGUCAUCAGUCUCACCUCCUUAAAAUCAACCUCACCCCCUAUUAAACCAACAACUCAAACCCGUACUACACCCCCGAAAAUCAGUAGCGUAACCCAAACCCUGACUUCCUUCACAAAGCCUGCAUUGACUUCAAAUGCUGAGAAAACCUCAGAAGACAAGUCUUCCUCAAACUCUCUCGUAACAGUCGUCAUCACUAAAGGCUGCACAGUCAACACAACCAGUGUGAAAGAAACAGAUGUGGUAAAUCUGGAGCCAGGAUCUCCUCUGGUGAUGACACACCACAUCAACCUAGUGCCAGGACCUUGCACUGGAGGCUGUGAGGUUGAGAUAGCAACACUGAUGGGUCGAGUAGAGCUCCUUGAAAAGGAGAUGUCAGCUUUGAAAAAGAAAUGUAGCCUCUGCUCAGAAGGACAGUGCCCGAAUAACUGUAGCAGCCAGGGAAAGUGUGAAGGAGGAAAGUGCAAAUGCCAUCAUGGAUUCAGUGGCCCAGACUGCAGUGCUGCUUCAUGCUCUUCGAGCUGCAGCAGAAAUGCUAAGUGUGAGAAUGGAAAAUGUGUGUGUAAGGCUGGUUUUACAGGCAUAGACUGCACCAAAGGUAUUAACAAGGAGAGUAAGGUGACUACCAUCACAGUGUCUUCUGAGAGUGGUACUGCUACGAAUAACAUAUUAUCUGAGAAUCAGACAGACAAGACAGAAAAGAAGACAAAUGAGAAAGAGCAGCAGGAU
Molecule: messenger RNA, 828 nt
Organism: Trichomycterus rosablanca
Lineage: Eukaryota; Metazoa; Chordata; Actinopteri; Siluriformes; Trichomycteridae
Product: tenascin-like
Exons: 3
Biological process (GO): regulation of cell adhesion; neuron projection development
Source: RefSeq, a predicted model, not a curated record